AUGCCCAGCAAACCCGUCAUCGUAAUCACGCCCGGGGCCUGGCACUCGCCCGAACACUUCCAAGACCUCCGCGACGAACUGCACCAAAGAGGCUGGGAAACUCGCGGGACGAGGCACCAAUCCGUUGGCUCUGAACCACCAAUUAAGGGCUUAUACGACGACGCGGCCGCCACCCGGACCGUUCUGGAAGAGCUCGCCGACCAGGGUAGGCAGAUUGUCUUGGUUGCUCACUCGUAUGGUGGUUUAGUGGCCGCCGAAGGCGUCAAUGGACUCGGGAUCAAGCAGAGAGCCAAGCAGGGCAAGGACGGUGGCGUCAUCAUAUUCGUGUACCUGGCUGCGUUUGUGGGGCUUCAAGGGCAAAGCAUUAUGAGCUUGACGGGCGAUGUGUUCCCCCCCUGGACGAAUGUUGAGAACGGCCGGAUUCACUUAACGGCCCCCGAUGACUCCCUCUACGGAGACGUGUCAGUUGAGGCAAAGGACAAGGCAAAAGGUUUUUUGAAGCACUCGACGACGCAAUCGGUUGAGGAGCCCAUGACGUACGAGCCUUGGCACGACAUUGCUUGCAUGUACGUCGGCUGUGAGGAUGAUAAGGCGAUUCCUUACUUUGCACAAGAGAAGAUGCAGGAGCUCCUGGGGCCCGCGGCGACCAAGUUGAAGUUGAAGUCCUCGCAUUCGCCGUACCUUUCUAUAGUGUCUGAGACGGCUGAUGUUGUUGAGCUUGCUGCAAAGCAGGGACUGGAGGCCGUGGCGGUUUAG
Messenger RNA from Colletotrichum orchidophilum, 756 nucleotides. RefSeq lists its product as uncharacterized. The record is from RefSeq and is a predicted model, not a curated record. The coding region runs from base 1 to 756 and encodes 251 amino acids. NCBI's taxonomy places the organism in Eukaryota, Fungi, Ascomycota, Sordariomycetes, Glomerellales, Glomerellaceae. The transcript has 2 exons.